CGGCCAGCUCCUCCCGCCGCCCUCGGCCCCUCGGCCCCCUGUAUGACCCGUCCCUUUCCAGCCGCGUCCAAUCGGCCGCUCUCUGCAGUCGCGUCCCUCAGCCCUCCGUCGCUCCUCCCACGCUUGAACUUCCCGAAGGACAGCCGAGCGGCCCCAUGAGCUCCCGGGACGGCCUGAGCGGGAGCGUGAAGGGCCAAUCCGGAGUCGGCGCGCGCAGGAAAGGCGGGCCGGCGUGACGGACUGGGGAGGUGGUGCCAGGCUGGUUGCUAGCUGCCGCCGCCGCUCACCCCGGCCGUCCGGCCGCUUCAUUGUCACCGGGCCUCGGGGCAGUGUUGGGGGUGGCGGGGCGCCAGGUCGCCGACCCGAGGUUUGGGCGCGACUGGUUCCGCAUCCGCUCCCCGCCGGCCGAAUCUGCAGGCCGCGCGCGCCAGGCAGGCUUCGCUGCUGCGCCCCCGGCCCGCGCAGGGCCUGCCUCGUCCACCAUGAAAGGCACCCGGGCCAUCGGCAGCGUCCCGGAGCGCAGCCCAGCCAGUGUGGACCUGAGUCUGACAGGUCUCCCUCCGCCUGUGUCCCGGCGCCCUGGCAGUGCCGCCACCACCAAGCCCAUCGUCCGCUCUGUCUCCGUGGUCACAGGCAGCGAGCAGAAGAGGAAGGCGCUGGAGGCCACAGGGCCUGGGGGCUCCCGGGCCAUCAACAACCUUAGAAGAUCCAACAGCACCACGCAGGUCAGCCAGCCUCGGAGCGGCUCCCCCAGGCCAGCGGAGCCCACGGACUUCCUGAUGCUCUUCAAGGGCAGCCCCAGUGGGAAAAAGAGGCCGGCCAGCCUGAGCACAGCCCCCAGCGAGAAGGGAGCCACCUGGAACGUCCUGGAUGACCAGCCCCGGGGCUUCACCUUGCCAUCCAAUGCCCGGAGUUCCAGUGCCCUUGACUCACCAGCGGGCCCGCGGAGGAAAGAAUGCACCGUGGCCCUGGCCCCCAACUUCACUGCUAACAACAGGAGCAACAAGGGAGCUGUGGGCAACUGCGUCACCACCAUGGUGCACAACCGCUACACCCCCUCGGAGAGGGCGCCCCCGCUCAAGAGCUCCAACCAGACCGCCCCCUCCCUCAACAACAUCAUCAAGGCAGCCACCUGUGAGGGCAGCGAGAGCAGCGGCUUCGGGAAGCCACCGAAGAAUGUCUCCAGUGCCACCCACUCGGCCCAGAACAACGCUGGGGGCAGCACGGGCCUGCCCAGGUGGAAGGAGGUGACGGAGGAGGAGGCUGAGAGGUUUAUCCACCAGGUGAACCAGGCCGCUGUCACCAUCCAGCGCUGGUACCGCCACCACGUGCAGCGGCGUGGAGCAGGAGCUGCCCGCCUGGAGCACCUGCUGCAGGCCAAGCGGGAGGAGCAGCGGCAGCGGUCAGGCGAGGGGACCCUCUUGGACCUGCAGCAGCAGAAAGAGGCAGCCAGGAGGAAGGCCCGGGAGGAGAAGGCGCGCCAAGCCAGGCGAGCAGCCAUUCAGGAGCUGCAACAGAAACGAGCCCUGAGAGCCCAGAAGGCGAGCACUGCCGAGCGUGGGCCACCUGAGAAUCCCAGGGAGACCAGAGUGCCAGGGACGCGGCAGCCUGCUCAGGAGCUGUCCCCCACGCCAGGUGGCACUGCCCACCAGGCCCUCAAGGCCAACAAUGCUGGUGGUGUCCUCCCUGCUGCAGGCCCCGGAGACCGCUGCCUGCCCACCUCCGACUCAUCCCCAGAACCACAGCAGCCUCCAGAGGACAGGACGCAGGAUGUUCUCGCCCAGGAUGCAGCUGGGGACAACCUGGAGAUGAUGGCCCCGAGCAGGGGCAGCACCAAGUCCAGGGGGCCGCUGGAGGAGCUGCUGCACACACUGCAGCUGCUGGAGAAGGAGCCGGACCCGCUGCCCCGCCCCAGGGCACAUCGCAGGGGCAGAUACGCCUGGGCCAGCGAGGUGACCACGGAGGAUGACGCCAGCUCUCUGACAGCUGACAACUUGGAGAAAUUUGGAAAACUCAGCGCGUUCCCCGAACCCCCUGAGGAUGGGACACUGCUCUCGGAGGCCAAGCUACAAAGCAUCAUGAGCUUCUUGGACGAGAUGGAGAAGUCUGGGCAGGACCAGCUGGAACCCCAGCAGGAGGGGUGGGUGCCGGAGGCGGGGCCGGGGCCCCUGGAGCUGGGGUCCGAGGUGAGCACGUCUGUGAUGCGGCUGAAGCUGGAGGUGGAGGAGAAGAAGCAGGCCAUGCUGCUGCUGCAGAGAGCGCUGGCGCAGCAGCGAGACCUCACGGUCCGGCGGGUCAAGGAGACAGAGAAGGCGCUGAGCCGGCAGCUGCAGCGGCAGAGGGAGCACUACGAGGCCACCAUCCAGCGGCACUUGGCCUUCAUUGACCAGCUGAUUGAAGACAAGAAGGUCCUGAGUGAAAAGUGCGAGGCCGUGGUGGCGGAGCUGAAGCAGGAGGACCAGAGAUGCACCGAGCGUGUGGCCCAGGCGCAGGCGCAGCACGAGCUGGAGAUUAAAAAACUCAAAGAAUUAAUGAGCGCCACUGAGAAAGCCCGCCGGGAGAAGUGGAUCAGUGAGAAAACCAAGACGAUCAAGGAGGUCACUGUCCGAGGUCUGGAGCCCGAGAUCCAGAAGCUGAUUGCCAGGCACAAGCAGGAAGUGCGGAGGCUCAAGAGCCUGCACGAGGCGGAGCUGCUGCAGUCGGAUGAGCGGGCCUCUCAGCGCUGCCUGCGCCAGGCCGAGGAGCUGCGGGAGCAGCUGGAGCGGGAGAAGGAGGUGCUGGGCCAGCAGGAGCGCGAGCGUGCUCGGCAGCGGUUCCAGCAGCACCUGGAGCAGGAGCAGUGGGCGCUGCAGCAGCAACGGCAGCGGCUGUACAGUGAAGUGGCUGAGGAGAGGGAGCGGCUGGGCCAGCAGGCAGCCAGGCAGCGGGCGGAGCUGGAGGAGCUGAGGCAGCAGCUGGAGGAGAGCAGCUCUGCGCUGACCCGAGCCCUGAGGGCCGAGUUUGAGAAGGGCAGGGAGGAGCAGGAGCACCGGCACCAGAUGGAGCUGAAUGCCCUGAAGCAGCAGCUGGAGCUGGAGAGGCAGGCGUGGGAGGCCGGCCACGCCAGGAAGGAGGAGGCGUGGCUGCUGAACCGGGAACAGGAGCUGAGGGAAGAAAUCCGGAAAGGCCGGGACAAGGAGAUCGAGCUGGUUAUUCACCGGCUGGAGGCAGACGUGGCGCUGGCCAAGGAGGAGAGUGAGAAGGCUGCCGAGAGCCGCAUCAAGCGCUUACGGGACAAGUAUGAGGCAGAGCUCUCCGAGCUGGAGCAGUCGGAGCGGAAGCUUCAGGAGCGGUGCUCAGAGCUGAAGGGCCAGCUUGGGGAGGCCGAGGGCGAGAAUCUGCGUCUGCAGGGCCUUGUGCGGCAGAAGGAGCGGGCGCUGGAGGACGCGCAGGCGGUGAACGAGCAGCUUUCUAGUGAGCGCGGCAACCUGGCCCAGGUGAUCCGCCAGGAGUUCGAGGACCGGCUGGCAGCCUCUGAGGAGGAGACGCGGCAGGCCAAGGCGGAGCUGGCCUCGCUGCAGGCCCGCCAGCAGCUGGAGCUGGAGGAGGUGCACCGGAGGGUAAAGACGGCCCUCGCGAGGAAGGAGGAGGCCGUGAGCAGCCUCCGGACACAGCACAAGGUGAGUCCCUGUGGUCAGCCCUGCCGGACCUCAGGGGCGGGAGCAGGCCUGACCCUGUGGGUGUGUUGCAGGCUGCGGUGAAGCGGGCCGACCACCUGGAGGAGCUGCUGGAGCAGCACAGGCGGCCCACGCCGAGUACCAAGUGACCAGGGAUGCCGGGAACACUGUCGAAGAACGGAAGGCAGAGGACAGAGGCUGGACGUGAGCCCGGAGGCCCACGGGGACGCCCACCUGCCCCCCACAGAGGCCAGUGGUUGAGAUGCCCGCGGCUGAGCACCUGUGGCUGCAUUUUAACAGUAAAGGAGGCCGUUGUUUUCA
Messenger RNA from Pongo pygmaeus (Bornean orangutan), 3977 nucleotides. It is a transcript of the gene CEP131, whose product is annotated as centrosomal protein 131. Gene Ontology annotation, biological process: cilium assembly; intraciliary transport involved in cilium assembly; regulation of centrosome duplication. Bases 483 to 3740 code for a protein of 1085 amino acids. Lineage: Eukaryota; Metazoa; Chordata; Mammalia; Primates; Hominidae. The transcript has 25 exons. The record is from RefSeq and is a predicted model, not a curated record. Gene Ontology annotation, cellular component: centriolar satellite.